GGUUAGGGUUUUUGCUUUUCUCUGUUACCCGAGUCGUCCAACUAGGGUUUUUGUUUCCUUUUUGAUUGCUCUCUGUCAUCGCACACACAGAGAGAGAUGGAUUCGUUUUCUUCACCAUCGAGUGGAUCAUCGCCGCAGAUGUCGACCGAUGAAUUUAUGAACCAGCUCAAAACUCAGCUCGCCCAAGCUUAUGCCGAGGAGUUCCUUGAGACCGUAAGAGGAAAGUGCUUCGAGAAGUGCAUUACAAAACCAGGAAGUAGCCUCAGCGGGAGUGAGAGCAGCUGCAUAUCGCGGUGCGUUGAUCGCUACAUUGAGGCCACUGGUAUUAUCAGCAGAGCUAUUUUUAGUUCCCCACACUAAGAUUAAUUCAUGAAGAACACAGCACAGAUUACUGGAACUGUGUAAUUUUCAGUAAAAAGGAGAAUGGGACUCUUGACUAACUCCCCAUUUCUCUCAUUCAUAUUCUUCAUAGUGUGUUUCUUUUGAAUACUAGUUUUGAACCUGUUAGGCAGCUGAUAAGCUUUUUUAGAUUUUUUGGAUUCAUAUACCCGGCUUUACCUUGAA
Molecule: messenger RNA, 564 nt
Organism: Diospyros lotus (date-plum)
Lineage: Eukaryota; Viridiplantae; Streptophyta; Magnoliopsida; Ericales; Ebenaceae
Product: mitochondrial import inner membrane translocase subunit Tim13
Exons: 2
Coding region: 97-360 (87 amino acids)
Source: RefSeq, a predicted model, not a curated record